Messenger RNA from Solanum dulcamara, 1346 nucleotides. Its product is annotated as probable galacturonosyltransferase-like 1. Gene Ontology annotation, cellular component: Golgi apparatus. NCBI's taxonomy places the organism in Eukaryota, Viridiplantae, Streptophyta, Magnoliopsida, Solanales, Solanaceae. The coding region runs from base 41 to 1132 and encodes 363 amino acids. Gene Ontology annotation, molecular function: glycosyltransferase activity. The record is from RefSeq and is a predicted model, not a curated record. The transcript has 3 exons.
ACACUAGUGUGGCAUCAGUGUUUAUGUAGCUGUCUCCAUAAUGCCACAACUUGGAAGUUUCAUCAAGUCCAGGCCCCUCCUCCUAAUUUCUCUUUUAUGGACCAGUUCCUUUGCUGCAGCUGCACACAUUGGAGCUAUUAACACCAAAAACUUUCAUUUCAAAGAAGCCCCAAAAUUCUACAAUUUCCCAACUUGUCCUUCUCUUCACUACAACUCCUCCCCCUCCACCGACACAAAUAUUACUACACAAAUUUGCUUCCAAAAUGCAGUAAAUGUAGCCAUGACCCUUGAUGCUGCUUAUCUCCGAGGUUCGAUGGCUGCGAUUCUUUCUGUUCUUCAACAUUCAUCUUGCCCUGAAAAUGUUGUUUUUCACUUUGUGGCGUCGUCUUCUGCUAACAUCAAUUAUUUAAAUGUCACGCUUGAUACUUCUUUCCCUUAUCUUCAUUUCACAAUUUAUCCAUUCCGAGAUUCAACUGUCGCUGGAUUGAUCUCCACGUCGAUUCGCGCUGCUUUGGAUUGUCCUCUAAAUUAUGCUCGGAAUUAUCUAGCUAAGCUUCUUCCUGAAUGUAUUCAAAAGGUGGUGUACCUGGAUUCAGAUCUUGUUCUUGUAGAUGACAUAAUCAAGUUGGCAGCAACACCUCUAGGUGAAGAAGCAGUUCUAGCAGCACCAGAAUAUUGCAAUGCAAAUUUCACAACCUAUUUCACCCCUACUUUCUGGUCAAACCCUUCUCUUUCUUUGACUUUCGCAAAUCGAAAGCCUUGUUAUUUCAACACGGGUGUUAUGGUAAUUGAUCUCGAAAGAUGGAGAGCUGGAUAUUAUACUACAAAGAUUGUAGAAUGGAUGGAGCUUCAAAAGAGAAUGAGGAUUUAUGAAUUAGGUUCAUUGCCACCUUUUUUACUUGUUUUUGCUGGAAAUAUAGCUCCAGUUGAUCAUAAAUGGAACCAACAUGGUCUUGGAGGGGAUAAUUUUCGAGGACUCUGUCGGGAUUUGCACCCUGGUCCGGUUAGUUUAUUGCAUUGGAGCGGAAAAGGGAAGCCAUGGGUUCGGCUCGAUGCGAGCCGACCUUGCCCGUUAGAUGCCCUCUGGGCACCUUAUGAUCUGCUUCAAACACCUUAUCUUCUUGAAUCUUAAAGAAGCUAUAAGAAGUUACGUUGGAGCACAAGAGAGAGUAGAGAUCUGUGUACUUCAUCAGGAGAUCCUCCUCAAUUGUGUUGUUUACAUGUACAGUAAGAUUUUGUUUUCAUGCCUAAGGUGACGGCUGUUUCUUGUAUAUUGGAGUAUACAGUUCGAACUUUUUCUGUGCACCUCAGUAUAGUCCAUGUAUUAGAUAUACACCCCAGUAUUA